UAUCCGUUGCUCUUAAAAGUGGGUCAGAUAAAAUAGUCAAAUAUCUGCUUCAAAACCGUGCUCUAGUGACAAGCAAAAAUGAAUGUGUUUGUCCUUUUUAUUUUGCGAGUAAAUCAACGAAAAAAGAUAUUUUCAAAUUACUUUUAGAUAAAUGCAACCCUGCAUCCACAUGUCAUGAUGGAAAAUCACCUUUGCAUUUAGCAAUAGAACAUGGAUUUUAUGAUAUAACUGAGAACUUACUUCGCCGGGGUGCUGAUAUCAAUUCCGCAGACAAAUUGAAAGACACGCCUUUGCAUAUUGCCUGUUCAAAAAACAAUGUAAAAAUUGUAAAAUUGCUUGCAAAGAAAGGUGCAAACUUGAACUUGAUCAACAACAGUGAUAUGCUACCUUUACAAAUUGCUGUAAUGAAGGGUUUUGAGGACCUUUUGCUGAACCUACUACUUGAAAUUCCUCUUCAAGUGUUUAAAUCAGCAAUUAACGGUUGUAACAAAGAAGGUGUUAAUAAACUUACUGUACAAGAUCAAGUGUCUAUGUACUCUGCUUCAUCCUAUAAUACUGACGGAAUUUUGCGACUUCUCUUCAAGAAAUUUUCGUCUGAAAAUCUAAGAAAGUUUUUGAAGACAUGUGACAUUGAAAGUAUUAUUGUUGAUGGCAAGACCUCGUUACAUCUCGCAGUAGAAUAUGGAUUUUUUGAAGAUGUUGAAUUAUUAAUUCAUCGUGGUUCUGACAAAAAUGCCACAGAUGCUAAGAAACAAACUCCAUUGCACAUUGCCUGUUCAACAAACAACCCAAAUAUCGUAAAAUUGAUAAUAAAAGAAGGGGCUUUUAUAGAUAUGUUCGAUUCAAAAGACGAAUCACCUGUAUCUAUAGCUUUUAAUAAGGGUUUUUUAGGAUAUUUUACUAUCCUUUAUGUUGUCAUGUCCCUUUCAGCAAUUUAAAUCUUUGCUUCGAAAAUGUAGCAACGAAUAUAUCGAAGGUUCUAAGAUUCACCCGACCCAGUAUGGAGUUGAUGGUGUGAUGCAAUAUCUUUUAAGCAUUUGUCCUAUUGAAAAUUUUGGAUUAUUGUUAGAAGGCAACGACUUUUCUUUGAAAUCAACCCCUUUACAUCUUGCAGUAAAAGGGGGAUUUAUUAGCGUUGUUCAAAGUUUGAUUGACUAUGGGUGUAACGUGAACGCUGUAGAUGAAAGAAAUGAAAUGCCGCUGCAUAUUGCUUGCUCACUUAAUGAUAUGGAGUCUGUCAGAUUACUUUUAAAAGCCGAUGCGCACAUCAUCAUGUCUGAAUUGAUGAAUGAAUCCCCAAUAUGUGUUGCUGCUAGACAUAAAUUCGAGGAGAUAGUCAAAUACCUUUUGGAAAGCUGCUCUACUGAAAACAUGAAAUUGUUGUUGGAGAAAUGUGACGUCACGAGUACGUUUACCAAUGGCAAAACAUCUUUACAUAUUGCAGUGGAACAUGAUUAUAAUGAAAAAGUGGAAAAGUUAAUUACCCGUGGUGCUAAUCUAAAUGCUAGAGAUGAAAAUGGCGAUACUCCAUUACAUGAUGCCUGCGCUUGCAAUUUCAAAAAUAUCGUCCGAAUUCUUUUAAAACAAGGAGCAGAGGUAGAAAUGUACAAUUCUAACAACGAAACACCUCUGCUCAUAAGUAUCACGAUGGGCUCAGUUGACAUUUUACACAGUUUCAUGUAUACAACUCCCUAUCAAAAGUUUAAAUCAUUAUUGGAGAAAUGUAAUAUUGAAAAAUUACAUUUAUCCCAACAACUUCCAUUAGCUGUUGCUCUCCGAAAAGGAUCAGAAAAAACUGUUGAUUAUCUCAUGAAGAGUAGUCCAAUUAAAAAUUUCGAGUUACUCUUUGAUAAGUAUUUAUCUACAAAUUCCAGUGGAAAAACACCAUUACAUGUGGCAACAGGAAGGGGGUUGCUUCAUGUUGCGGAGAGCUUAAUUUUUAAUGGUGCAAAUGUUAAUGCAGUUGAUGAGACUGGACAGACACCGCUGCAUAUAGCUUGCUCCCGAAAUGAUAUAAAGACUGUUAAGUUAUUAGUCAAAGAGGGUGCAAAUAGUUUUAGCUAUAGUGCCAAUGAAGAGACACCAGUAAGCUUGGCAUCCAAAAACCGUUUUGAGGAAAUAAGUCAAGUUCUAUUCAAACACUGCCCAUUAGAAAACAGAAAAAUACUUAAAAAACUGUAACCAGAAAACAGCAACUGAAAUAUGUUCACAUAGGUCGUUCUGCGCAACUUUCAUCGAAUCUUGGUGCACUUAAUCAUGAAAUAUCCAAUCAACACAGGUAAACUAUAUUUUGCUGACAGACUGGAAACACGCAGACAAAAGUGUUAGAACUAUUUAAAGUGAGCCGCUGUUGUAAAAUGCUGAUGCUUACCCGUAUAUUAACUGUGGUAA
Messenger RNA from Saccostrea cuccullata (small rock oyster), 2391 nucleotides. Its product is annotated as ankyrin-1-like. The transcript has a single exon. Lineage: Eukaryota; Metazoa; Mollusca; Bivalvia; Ostreida; Ostreidae. Bases 910 to 2181 code for a protein of 423 amino acids. The record is from RefSeq and is a predicted model, not a curated record. Gene Ontology annotation, molecular function: protein binding.